GUCCAAGUGUCGGGCUUGCGCACCAUCCUAUCUGUGCGCACACCCUGUUUGUGCGCGUCCCUGCACUCAAUUGGAGUCCGGUGAAGGAAGGGUUUAUUUGGCAGUUUGGAUUUCAUCUUCCUUCCAGCUAACUCGCUACUUUCUCGAAACAUAAACAGCGAUGAAGCAUAGGUGUUUGAUCGAUUAAAGGGAGGGAGAUGUCGAAGAUACUCUCCAAGUUACGGGGUUUCUUCAGCUCCCGUACAAUGGUGGGCGUUGACAAGGCUGGGAACCGCUACUUCACUCGGAAGGAGGAGAUCGAUGGAGCCAUGAAGGAGAAAAGAUGGGUGGUUUUCAAAGGUGAAGAGGACCCCACUUCCAUUCCAGUUGAGUGGAUAUGCUGGUUGAAUGGCCAAAGAAAGAAAGCUCCAACUCCGGAGGACUUGAAGAUAGGAAGGACGAUUGGUUUCGAUUUUGAGUCCUAUGGUUUGUAUCGGUUGUUUGGAUCACCAAUGUGUAGUUGCUGCUACGUCUGUUCAAAUUCACAACCGGAGAUGAUUGAGUUGGAGGCAAGGCGUGAACAUGUUAGACAAAAUGUUGCAUUUCUGAAGAAGAAAGAAGAAGAGGAAAGAAAGUCCCUUGGUGGCGGUAUUCGUCAAAGGAAGACCAUUAGUAAAGGUGGAUCUCUGGACCUUAAAAGUUUCAUUCAGCAAUUUCCCAGUGCUUCCUUUGAUCAUAAUAGAGGAUUUGAGGAAGUAUCUGAUGAAAUUGAUGGUACCAAAAACAAAGACAGAUUCAUUAUUGUGUUAUGGCUUACAAUCCAUAGCAUCCAGGCCCUCGAGGUCGUAGUAUUCUUUCAUUACAGGAGAUCCAUCGAUCAUAGAUCAUAUUAGAUGUCAAUGUAAGCAUUUCAUUCCUAGUCUUAAUAUUUAUAAUUUUAUAAAGAGAAUCUUGUUAAAGUCAUAUACAUUAUCUAAUUAUUUUAUCUUAUUGUAGGAGUCCAGACAUUUUCGAUUACGACGAGUCGAUGGUGAUUUAUGGAGGAUAGAGAACCUCCUAGGUAGAGUUGUGGAUUACUUACGAUAUCUAAAGUUCUAUGGUAUGUAUAGGAUUGGUCGGAUACAGUUGGAUGUUGGUCUUAUUACUGUCUUGCUUGAGAGAUGGCAUCCAGAGACAUAUAUUUCACUUUCCAUUCGGUGAGGUGACCAUCACGUUAUAGGAUGUUAGUAUCCUCACCGGACUACCAGUUGAUGGUGAUGUAGUUACAGGAGUUGAUCCCAUACUUAGCAUUCAGAAUGGCAGGCUAUGUACUUUCGAUUAUUAGGGUUUGAGCUCGAGGCCAAGUUCUUUGAUUAUUUAUGACUGAAGAUAGAGUGUUUGGAUGCUCACCAUCAACAUUUGCACAUUGGAGAUGAUGCACCAGAGGAGAUGGUAUAAUAGUAUGUUAGGGGUCAGGUAUUGCGAUUGCUAAGAAAUACUCUUUUGCUUGAUACUAUAUCUAAUAAGAUGAAGUUGAUGUUUUUA
Molecule: messenger RNA, 1503 nt
Organism: Elaeis guineensis (African oil palm)
Lineage: Eukaryota; Viridiplantae; Streptophyta; Magnoliopsida; Arecales; Arecaceae
Source: RefSeq, a predicted model, not a curated record